UUUCAAUAUGUGUAAUUCUAUGUUCGACGGAAAUAUUUGCGAUGUUAGAACUAAUAAGGCAGUUUUUCGAUGCUACUGAUACAAAUAUCACACGAGUGCGAACAGAAGAAGAACGCCAGGCACGCUCAGGGGAAUUCGCAGUGCUUGACUUUAUUGGACUUGUUGAACAAUACGAUGAAUACACAGCAGAAGAGUAUGAUGUACAAACAGAUGAUGGAUACAUCUUAAAAUUGCACCGAAUUACCGGAAGCUCAUCGAGCCCCAAAGCUGCUGGAAAACCGAUAGUUUAUUUCCAACAUGGUCUUUUUGGAGAUUCGGAUUUUAAAGUGGUUCUUGGGCCUAAACAAGCCCUCACAUUCCUUUUGGUGGAUGCAGGUUAUGACGUUAGGUUAGAAAAUUGCCGAGGUACCGCUUAUUCAAAGCGGCAUGUCAAAUAUUCAGCUCGAGGAAGUAGUUUAAAAUUUUGGAACUUCAGCAUAGACGAAUUGGCACUCAUUGAUGUGCCUAAAUUUAUCGAUGUAGUGUUAGAAAAAACCAGUCAACAGAAACUCAGUUAUAUUGGAUAUACUCCAUGGGAAUGACAUUACUUUUCAUGCUUUUGUCUGAAAAACCUGAGUAUAGUGAUAAGAUAAAUGUAGCCGUUCAUAUUGCUCCAGUUGUUUUCGUAACACCUCCAUUUAGGCCAUUUAUAAAAUCAUAUUUAGCCCUUGCACCAGUAGCAGAGAAACUUUCUGCCGCAAUGCAAAUCUAUCAAGUACUUCCGCUGUCAAAAGUUAAUCAAAUCGUAGGAAAAGAUAUUUGCACUACUGAACUUGGAAAAACAUUGUGCGGAACAUUUUUAAGUCCACUUGGAAACAUUAAAAACUUAAACUUCACUGCGCUUCCAGAGAUACUUGCUUACGUUCCUGCAGGUGCAUCGAUUAAUACACUGGUCCAUUAUCACCAAAUAAUUAAAAACGGAAGGUUCGCAAAAUUAUAUUUUGGGACAUCGGCUAAUCCUUCAAAGUAUGGUUCCAGUAGACCAUCGCUUUAUAAUCUAUCAAAAGUUACAUCCCGGCAAGCUAUAUUUUACUCUGAGAUAGACGUGUUUGUUAAUGUCACCGAUAAAUUAAAAUUAAAAACAAAUUGAAAAAUGUCGUAGCGUUUGAAAAGGCUCCUAGUGAUUAUAAUCAUAUGGACUUCAUGUGGGCUAACAGUGCUACAGAUACGGUUUAUCCCAAAGUAUUAAAAGUCAUAGCACAUAAUUCUUAAUUUAAUUAUCUAAAAAACUACCAAACGUUUUUAUCAUUGAAGCAGUGCCGAAUAAAAAAUUUAAUCAUUUAGAUUUUAUACUUGCACGCGAUCUAAAAACAUGAUUAAACGAUCGUGUUAUCCAAAUUCUGAGAAAUACAGUUAAAAAAACUUUAACAAAAUCCUGACAAUCUUUUAGUGAAUUAUAUGUUAUAAAUGCUUUUUAGUUUUCUAACAGAAUAACUUUUGAUUUGUACGCCGUAUUGUAUACCUUGUCACAUAAUCCAAGAAUAAUUUAAACAAAUAUAGAGAUGAUUUUGAAUUUUUGAAGUGCAACCUAUGACAUUAUGAUUUCUUAUGAAUUUUAAACAUGAGUUUAACUGCUGUUUGUUGAUAUGCGGAUGCUCAUCAAUAACAGUGGCCUAAAUGCGACAACUGUAUACUCCAGCAUGCAUUGCAAACAAUUUUUUUUAAUAAAGCUCUUUUCCUGUA
Messenger RNA from Nasonia vitripennis (jewel wasp), 1722 nucleotides. RefSeq names its product lipase member K. The transcript has 8 exons. Gene Ontology annotation, biological process: lipid metabolic process. The record is from RefSeq and is a predicted model, not a curated record. Lineage: Eukaryota; Metazoa; Arthropoda; Insecta; Hymenoptera; Pteromalidae. The coding region runs from base 572 to 1129 and encodes 185 amino acids.